UAACAAUAAAAUCCCAUUGAUUGUGUUAUAAUUUGGGAUUAACAGGUGUUUGUGUCGGUGUUAACGUUAUCGAAAACAAUAAAAUCCAAUAAUUGUUGUUUACAAACUGCCAGUGAAAGGAAAUGCUGAGGAAGAAGACCAACUAUAGCAUUAACAUGGUUUUGCUUUGGUUGAGAAUGAGUAGUUAGAAUUACAAGCUUCUAUUAUAAAGAAAACCCAAAAAAGCUUAAAUUAAAUGGCAGCUACAAAAUUGAUAACAUUGAUGAAAAAAUGUUCAACAGUGAAGCAGGCAAAGCAAAUCCAUGCCCACAUAUUGAUCAAUGGUUUUACCUUUCUUCGACCACUUUUAAUCCAUCGCAUGCUUCUUUGGGAUGUUACUAACUACAGAACUAUGGCAAACUAUGCCUACUCGAUGCUUCAUCAUUUGCACAUUCCAGAUUCCUUCUCGUGGGGUUGUGUGAUUCGAUUCUUCUCUCAAAAGUGUCUAUUCACUGAAGCUGUUUCUCUCUAUGUUCAAAUGCACAGGACGAGCUUGUGUCCAACUUCACAUGCUGUAUCCUCUGCACUCAAGUCAUGUGCUAGGAUUCAUGACAUGUUGUGUGGCAUGUCAAUUCAUGGACAAGUUCAUGUUUUUGGAUUUAACACUUGUGUUUAUGUACAAACUGCCCUUCUUGAUUUGUAUUCGAAAAUCGGUGACAUGGGGACUGCUCGAAAGGUGUUCGAUGAAAUGGCUAAUAAAAGUGUGGUUUCAUGGAAUUCUUUGUUGUCUGGAUAUGUAAAAGCUGGUAACUUGGAUGAGGCUCAAUAUUUGUUUAGUGAGAUUCCUGGGAAGGAUGUCAUAUCUUGGAACUCUAUGAUCUCUGGAUAUGCCAAAGCAGGAAACGUGGGUCAGGCGUGUACUUUGUUUCAACGAAUGCCAGAGAGGAACCUGUCCUCCUGGAAUGCAAUGAUCGCUGGUUUCAUUGAUUGUGGAAGCUUGGUGUCAGCAAGAGAAUUUUUUGACACAAUGCCUAGGAGGAACUGCGUCUCUUGGAUAACAAUGAUUGCUGGCUAUUCAAAGGGUGGGGAUGUUGACUCUGCUCGUAAGCUCUUUGACCAGAUGGAUCACAAAGAUUUGCUCUCAUAUAAUGCUAUGAUAGCUUGUUAUGCUCAAAAUAGCAAACCCAAGGAAGCCCUUGAACUAUUUAAUGAUAUGCUUAAACAGGAUAUAUACGUACAUCCAGAUAAGAUGACUUUGGCUAGUGUUAUAUCAGCAUGCUCACAAUUGGGGGAUCUGGAACAUUGGUGGUGGAUUGAGUCACAUAUGAAUGACUUUGGAAUUGUAUUGGAUGAUCAUUUGGCUACUGCUUUAAUUGACUUGUAUGCAAAGUGUGGAAGCAUUGACAAGGCAUAUGAGCUAUUCCAUAACCUGAGAAAGAGGGAUUUGGUUGCAUAUUCUGCAAUGAUAUAUGGAUGUGGAAUAAAUGGAAAGGCAUCUGAUGCAAUCAAGUUAUUUGAACAGAUGCUUGCAGAAUGUAUUGGUCCUAAUUUAGUCACCUACACUGGACUCCUAACUGCUUAUAAUCAUGCUGGAUUGGUUGAAAAAGGUUACCAGUGCUUUAACUCCAUGAAGGACUACGGACUUGUGCCUUCAAUUGAUCAUUAUGGCAUCAUGGUUGAUCUCUUUGGGAGGGCAGGAUAUCUGGAUGAAGCAUACAAACUUAUACUGAAUAUGCCAAUGCAACCAAAUGCUGGUGUUUGGGGAGCUCUACUUCUUGCCUGCAGAUUACACAAUAAUGUGGAGCUCGGGGAAAUAGCUGUCCAGCAUUGCAUUAAGCUGGAGACUGAUACAACGGGUUAUUGUUCUCUUCUUUCUAGCAUAUAUGCUACAGUUGAAAAAUGGGAUGAUGCCAAGAAGUUGAGAAAGGGUAUGGAAGGAAAGGAUUUCACUGGAUGUAGUUGGACAAGUAACUUUGCUACUCCAUGAUUGGGAAAGUAAGGAACACACAACACAGCUAUAACGUGUGUUCAUAUUGCAUCUGCCUUUAAUUUGCACAUGGCCUCUUUGAGGGAUGAAAUGGUAGCAAUGAAGCAGUGACUAGAGGUGGUGAGGAAGGUGAUUUGGACUGUGAUUCAAUGUCAUAAUUGUCCAAUAUGUUUGAAGGAUCUGAAGCUCUUGGUUCCGUUCUACAACCUCGGGCUUGGCCUUUCUUCCCCAACCAUUUCUUAACCUUUCACUCUCUCUUAUGCAUAUCAAGCAUGCCUUCAUCCUGGACUUGUGAUUCAACAUGCAGGAAACUUGAAUAACACGCCACAUAUACAGUCAAGGGUUGAAACCUUAGGUGUCAUGAGCCAGGAUGCAACGGCGGGCUGUGUUCCAUCAAACUUGCUCAUUCUUCAUAUAACACUUAUAGAGAUUUUGGGAGUCAAGACGGAAAGGCAAUUUGGUGGUGUGCGAUGUAUUUUGUUAUUUGGUGCCUAACUGCCUAUUUUAGAUUCUUCAUUGUAUAUGCAGAGAAAUUCCUGAUAAUGGCAUGCUUGAUGAACAUUUUUGUUU
This is a messenger RNA of Glycine soja, 2536 nucleotides long. Its product is annotated as pentatricopeptide repeat-containing protein At4g22760-like. NCBI's taxonomy places the organism in Eukaryota, Viridiplantae, Streptophyta, Magnoliopsida, Fabales, Fabaceae. The transcript has 2 exons. The record is from RefSeq and is a predicted model, not a curated record. Bases 236 to 1966 code for a protein of 576 amino acids. Gene Ontology annotation, molecular function: RNA binding; protein binding. Gene Ontology annotation, biological process: RNA modification.